Molecule: messenger RNA, 1032 nt
Organism: Saccoglossus kowalevskii
Lineage: Eukaryota; Metazoa; Hemichordata; Enteropneusta; Harrimaniidae
Product: carbohydrate sulfotransferase 11-like
Biological process (GO): carbohydrate biosynthetic process
Cellular component (GO): membrane
Molecular function (GO): sulfotransferase activity
Source: RefSeq, a predicted model, not a curated record
AUGAAGUUAAAUAGGGUUUUCAAUUCAUUUAAAAACGACGCCGUCCAGAAUACAAGAACCAAUAUUGACAAGUUUACCACCGCAUCUACGCCACUCUUAUCAAGAAGUACGUUGAAGUCUAGGGAGAACAGCGAAAUAUUGACAACAGCACGAGUACCCAGAAUCACGGAGAAUCAUAGAGACCAAAGCGAGUCCUCGACAACAGAACGGGAUCGCAGAAACACGAUGCUCGGCUGGAAAGUAAUACAAAAAAGAAGAAAAGAGCAUGUUGCUAUGAUGUGCCAACAAUAUCCAGAACUGAGUGCUGAGAGAGUCAAGUAUAACAAUCUUCUUGUCGACGACAAUUACAACAUUCUCUACUGUCCAGCAGCAAAGGUUGCUAGUACCAACUGGCGAAAGGUGUUUCUUGUGUUGCGGGGAACUUUCAAAAACGUAUCAGAAAUACCUGGCAACCGUUUGGUGUAUCGGUUGAAUUACCCACAUUUGGAUAGUUACACCAAAUCAGAAAUUGAAUUACGCAUGCGCACAUACACCAAGUUCAUGUUUACAAGACACCCCAUACCUAAGCUGCUAUCUGCAUAUAUUAAUAAACUCGGUGAUUCCCCGCAAUGGGUGCUCCUGAAAAAAAUACGCCCAUGGAUGACUGUGGUGGAUAAAAUAAAUUAUGCAUCAAACAAGUUAAGUUUCAGUGAUUUUGUUAACCAUAUAUUGAAAACAGAUUCGAACCAAUUAAAUGAGCACUGGGGAUUGAUUACAAAUCAAUGUAAUCCGUGCAAUAUCGACUAUGACAUUCUUGGAAAAUUUGAAACACUAAAUGAGGACAGCGAGGGCGUACUGAAGGCAAUCAACGCAAGUAAUAUUGUUGAUUUCUCUUCAUACGCUCCACACAGAACGAACAGUUCAUCGAUUGAUGUAUUGGUUAAGUACUAUAGCCAACUGUCUAAACAGCAAAUUGAAGGACUUUAUUCAAAAUACGAAAUUGAUUUCCGUUUAUUUGAUUACAACGCUGCCGAGUUUUUUAAUCUGUCUUAA